Molecule: messenger RNA, 2149 nt
Organism: Ceraceosorus guamensis
Lineage: Eukaryota; Fungi; Basidiomycota; Exobasidiomycetes; Ceraceosorales; Ceraceosoraceae
Exons: 3
Coding region: 143-2086 (647 amino acids)
Source: RefSeq, a predicted model, not a curated record
CACACGGUCGCUUGGUCAGCGCGAGCCCCUUCCCCAUCUAAGGCAACGGGUUGGGCACACUUUUUGCAUCACCAUCGACCAAAACGCACCACCAGCCUUGCCGACAUUACCCGCUCUCCAUCUCGUUCCAGCUGGCAUCAAGAUGGGAAGCAACGGCGAGGACUCGCAAUCGCCAAACCGCAAGGCCCAGACAGGGGAUGCGACCGACAAGCCCUCGACCCCCUCUAGGAAUCCAGGGGGUGUCAACUAUUCGGCUUCUACUGGAUCGCUGCUCACUCCCCCCAGCAAGUCCUUGACCACAGGCCGACGACCCGACCCUGGUCUGAGGCUGGGAGGCUUCACUCAGCUGGACACUGAUAUCCCCGACUCGGACUCGGACGAAGAAGGACAGGAGAGGUGGAAAUCUGGACCCACGACGCCUUCGAUUGCAGAGACCGCUGCUCAGCUUCGUCGUAGCUUGUCGGUGCACGGACUGCACGAGCUUGCACAAAAUCCGGCGCAGAUCAGGCACAAGCUGUGGAGACCGGCAGAUGACCCUGCGCAUGUGCCUCACGACUAUGAGCGGGUCAUUGUCCAUUCGUUCCGGGGAGGUCUGCGCGCAUGGCUCUUCGCUUUUGGAUGUCGAGGAACGGUCAUGCUUCUCUUUGCUCUGGUCAAAGCUUUCCGAACCAAGAAAUGGAAGACAAACCCCUUGGUCCUGGCGUUCUUCGGUCCGACCAACGUGCGCUUUGCAUCCGUCUUUGGCCUUUGGACGCUGAUCUACAAAGCUGUGCACAAUGGUCUUCGCCUAGUCACACCGAUGCCCGAGCGUGUUCCUCGCCGCAAGCGCAGCGCUAGCGGAGAUGGCACUGCAAGUGGGAGCGCGACUCCUCGCAGCGGGUACUCUGAGCUAGAAGGCAAGACGGGGGAAGAGAGAGCGAAGCUGAAAAACAACCAAAAGAAGCGUGCUUUCAUGCGCGACCCUCGAUCGAAGGUGUGGCACGCGUACGUCGCAGGUGCCCUCUCCGGUCUGGCCAUCCUCGCAGAAGCACCGGGAAAUCGCAUCGGAUUGGCUCAGCAGCUAGUGGUGCGGGGCUUAGAGGGCACCUAUAACGUGGCCCAUGGGAAAGGUCUUAUCACCAUCCCGUAUGGGUCCGUCUUGGCCUUCGGUCUGGCGUGCGGGCAGAUCAUGUACGCUUGGAUCGAUGCACCGGAUUCGCUCCCGCGGUCCUACGUCAAGUGGAUCACCGAAGCGUCCAAGGUCACGCCUAUCUGUCUCAAGGUGCAUCGCGAUCACGAGGAUGUGGUCACCAACGACUGCUUCGAAUUGUUCCCUGGCGGCAAGUUCCCAGACCUCAUCAAGAUGCCGAAUGGAAAGAUGCGCUACCCCAACCUUCCUGCCACAAAAGCAAACAGGCGCGGCAUGACGGGAAAGAAUGUCGCGAAAGUGGUUGCGUGGAAGGAGCGCACGGAUAAGGGCAAGCUGGACCCCUUUGUGCCCUGCUGUCUGGUCCAUCCCUGGGAGGACAGUCACUGGUGGAGUCCAGUAGACCGAUUUGUAGAGGUUACUCGCUGGAUCCUGCCAGUGUAUGCAACUCUGCACUUUGUGCCUGCCAUCUUCUUGCGGAUGGGCGCGUUCAGAAAGGACCCUUGGCGGAUCUUGUCGCGAGCCGCCUUUGGCUCUCUGCGAUCGUCCUCCUUCCUGGGCGUCUUCGUCAUCAUCUUCCAGACGUUCUUCUGCGGCUGUCACUCCAUUCUGUCCUGGCUGGACAAAUUCCCAUCCAUCCGGGACAGGGUCCCUGGCUGGUUCAUUCACGCCCUCACAAAAGGAGAGAUGCAUUGGUUUGCGGGUUUCCUGACCUGCUUUUCUCUUUUCAUCGAGCAUUCCAAACGUCGCACAGAGCUCGCGAUGUACGUCCUUCCCAAGGGCGCAGAGUCUGCUUGGUCCGUAGCGCGAAAGCGUUCUUGGGUUCCAUUCGUACCCGGUGGCGAUCUGCUGCUCACUUCCGCAGGCAUGUCGCUGGUCAUGGGCACCUACGCUCAAAGCCCCGAGCACCUCUCAGGCAUUGUUCGCCGCGUUGUAUAUCAGUUCGUUGGCCACAACUAGAGUGUUCCCGCACAACCUUCCCCUGUCCCGCCCAUGCCGAGGCAUCUCCCCAAUGCACCCUCC